AAAAUAGAUAGAGCGAGACGAAAAAAAAAUAAAAAGAUUGAGCGAGACGACCCGGCGAAGUAGGCGAGGAGGGAGAACGAUUCCAUUGCCCAAUGGAUUCCACUUACUUCUCCUUCCCUUUGUCAGCUUAGCACCACGACACCAUCAUAACAACAAUUCUCUGAUCAUCGUCCUUUUCCUUGCUUAUUUCCAUGGUGGAUCCUGGCUGCUCCUCUCCCUUGGUGGCCCCAUCCCCGAUGCCGGACCUCGGCGAGAUUGAUCUCGAGGCCGGCCCAGGCGAGCAGUUACAGUGCCGGAUCUGCCUCGAGACAGACGGAAGGGAUUUCAUAGCUCCUUGCAAGUGCAAAGGGACUUCCAAGUAUGUUCAUCGUGAGUGCCUUGACCACUGGAGGUCUGUGAAGGAAGGAUUUGCAUUUGCUCAUUGCACGACAUGCAAGGCUCCUUACUACUUGAGGGUUCAUGUUCUUGCAGACAGGAAGUGGCGAACCCUAAAGUUUCGUUUUUUUGUUACCAGAGACAUGUUGUUCAUAUUUUUGGCUGUUCAACUGGUUAUUUCUUCAUUGGCGUAUCUGGUGUAUUUAGUUGAUAGCUAUCAGCAGUAUUGGUUACGGUUAGCCUGGGGCUUCGACAGCAAGCUCAGUUUCUACUACAUAUGUGGUGCUCUAUUGUUCUUUGCUUUGCUUGGGCUGUCGGGUUGUUUCAUAACUUGCUAUGAUCGGAGAGUGCGUAAUGAUUUGGCACAACCAUGUCGAGAAUUAUGCCUCUGUUGCUGCCAUCCUGGAAUGUGUGCAGAUUGCCAUCUACCUGGCACACUUUGCAUGUGGACAGAUUGCACUACAUGCUUUGAGAGUUGUGCCAGUGCAGCCGGGGAAUGCGGCUGUUUAGGAGGUGCCGGUGAAGCUGGGCUACCUCUUCUUUUCAUUAUGGGACUUAUUGUGUUGGGUCUAUUCACCAUUGUAGGCAUAUUCUACAGUGUGCUUGUUGCCACCAUGGUUGGUCAGAGAAUUUGGCAGCGGCAUUAUCACAUACUUGCUAAAAGGAUGCUAACCAAAGAAUACGUGGUGGAGGAUGUAGACAAUGAGAUGACAGAUGGGAAUUGGUCUCCACCACCUGUUCCUCCAGAGCAUGCACAACAAUUGAAGUCACUUGGAUUGCUAUAAAUCUUUUCCCUUUUUCAUACCAACUCAUUGAAUAUAGUGAUUCUUAUUGCUAAACUGGCAAAACGUCAAGAGAUAUUGCCUGAUUCAGAGAUAGAGAAUGUUCCUAGGAACGUUUUUACUCGGUUUACUCUUACGAUGAACAGAAAAAAAAAAAA
Messenger RNA from Dendrobium catenatum, 1315 nucleotides. RefSeq lists its product as uncharacterized. The record is from RefSeq and is a predicted model, not a curated record. NCBI's taxonomy places the organism in Eukaryota, Viridiplantae, Streptophyta, Magnoliopsida, Asparagales, Orchidaceae. The transcript is spliced from 7 exons. Gene Ontology annotation, molecular function: zinc ion binding. The coding region runs from base 192 to 1160 and encodes 322 amino acids.